Paramormyrops kingsleyae is the source of this 1968-nucleotide messenger RNA. RefSeq names its product glutaryl-CoA dehydrogenase b (gene gcdhb). Gene Ontology annotation, molecular function: glutaryl-CoA dehydrogenase activity; fatty-acyl-CoA binding; flavin adenine dinucleotide binding. Gene Ontology annotation, biological process: fatty-acyl-CoA biosynthetic process; fatty acid beta-oxidation using acyl-CoA dehydrogenase. NCBI's taxonomy places the organism in Eukaryota, Metazoa, Chordata, Actinopteri, Osteoglossiformes, Mormyridae. Gene Ontology annotation, cellular component: mitochondrial inner membrane. The record is from RefSeq and is a predicted model, not a curated record.
UCUCCAACCUGUUUUAGACUUGUCGCACUUUAGUGACGUCGGCUCUUCAGUGUUGACAGAUUGCAAAAGGAAUUUUUUCCUAGAAGCACGGGUAAAGUCAACUAUUCAUUACAUUUGAAAGUACGUUCUAACGCAGUACAGCAGCCAUGGCGCUACGAAGAGCCGCUUUGCGCCUGCUCGUCAAACCCCACAUAUGUACUUUCAUGGCGGCUUCGAGGGGACAGGGGACCGUCGCACCUGUUCGCUCUGACGGUGAGGCGGCGAGGGAUAACACGACAGUGAAACCACCUAAGGUCCAAUUCAACUGGCGUGAUCCCCUGGACCUGGAGGGGCAGUUGACUGAAGAAGAGAUCAUGAUUCGAGACUCGUUCCGUACAUACUGCCAGGAGAAACUCAUGCCACGGAUUUUGAUGGCCAACAGAAAUGAAGUGUUCCAUCGUGAUAUUGUGUCAGAAAUGGGGGAACUGGGAGUUUUGGGCCCAACAAUUAAAGGUUAUGGCUGUGCUGGCACCAGCUAUGUGGCCUAUGGACUCAUUGCCAGGGAGGUGGAGAAGGUGGACAGCGGGUACCGCUCAGUCAUGAGUGUGCAGUCCUCACUGGUCAUGCACCCAAUCUACGCCUAUGGCACGGAAGAGCAGAAGGAGAAAUACCUCCCUAGACUGGCGAAAGGGGAUCUUCUGGGCUGCUUUGGUCUGACGGAACCAAACCACGGUAGCGAUCCGGGUAGCAUGGAGACUCGGGCAAAAUACAACCCCUCCAGUCGCACCUUCACCCUUACAGGCUCUAAAACAUGGAUCACAAACUCCCCAGCGGCAGACAUCUGUGUGGUAUGGGCCAAAUGUGAUGACAACAAAAUACGAGGCUUCAUUCUGGAGCGUGGCAUGAAGGGCCUCACUACGCCAAAGAUUGAGGGCAAGUUUUCCCUGAGAGCCUCCUCCACAGGCAUGAUUGUUAUGGAUGACGUAGAGGUUCCAGAAGAGAACCUGCUACCCAAAGCCUCUGGUUUGGCUGGUCCCUUCGGCUGCCUAAACAAUGCCCGGUAUGGAAUUUCCUGGGGUGCUCUGGGUGCAGCUGAAUUUUGUUUCCACACGGCCCGUCAGUACACAUUAGACAGGAUUCAGUUUGGCGUGCCCUUGGCCAGGAACCAGCUCAUGCAGAAGAAGAUGGCUGAUAUGCUGACAGAGAUCACCAUUGGACUACAGUCCUGUCUGCAGCUGGGCAGACUCAUGGAUGAAAAGAAAGCAGCACCAGAGAUGAUCUCUAUGCUGAAGAGGAACAGCUGUGGUAAAGCCCUGGACAUCGCUCGACAGGCGAGGGACAUGCUAGGGGGCAACGGCAUUGCAGACGAGUACCACAUCAUCCGACAUGUCAUGAACUUGGAAUCUGUCAACACGUAUGAAGGUACACAUGAUAUCCAUGCCUUGAUUUUGGGUAGAGCCAUCACUGGGCUACAGUCCUUCACAGUAGACAAAUAAAUGAGAUGCUGUCUCAGUACGGUAAAUACACUAAAGAUCCUAAUUGCGGCCUGCUCAUUCACAGGAUAUCUCCACCUUAUUUCCUCUUUUUAUAGAUAUCUGUAUAAAAUAAGGGCCUUGGUUGGAAAGGUCAAAGUUAGUUAGAUUGGUCAGUUUUGCAUGUGACUGUGAACAGUUACAUUGCUAUUUCCCAUUACAUAAUAUGUGUUGAUUCUGGAUACGGUAUAGACUAAAAUUAACACCUGUAAAAUUUACGCAAAACAGAAACCAGCAAUUUCCACAGAAACUAUUUUUGACUGACAUAGCACUUAUUUCAUUGCCUGUGAAAAUGGUAAUCAUAAUAUUUGCACUUUUGAAUCUCUCUGGCCUUUGGUCCUCUGCCCUGGCUGCAAAUAAAAUUCUCAUUAAUGUUGUCAAGAGGGGACAGCGUGGACUUUUGACAUCACUCUAUUGAAUUUAUGCCGUUGCAUUAAUAAAAUCUAUUGCGAUUAUA